AUGCAGGUUCAUCCUUCUGUUCCUGAACUUGUCAUGCCGGAUCCUUCCAUGUCCAAUCAAUCGCAGAAUGCAGCAGUUCGCCGGAAAGCUAAAGGAGCCGCUCGCAAUAGGCUUCCCGAGCUGCCCAAUGACAUCCUACUCAAAGUCUCACGACGAGCACUGCAUGGGAUAUACCUAAGGACGAGGUAUAAUAGACCGGAAACUGAAGCAGCCGCUCGCGAUAGGCUUAGUGAGCUGCCUGAUCACAUCCUACUCAACAUCCUAGAGCGGGUGGACACGAUGGAUGCCUUGAGAACCUGCAUCCUCUCGAAGAGAAUGCUGCAGCUCCCCGCCAUGCUCUCGCGGUUCGACAUAGAUGUUGGCUCCCUCACGCAGCACCAUGGCAAGGCAUCCCAACGCUAUUUGAGCAUUACUCACGUUGCUCGGUACAACAAUGCUCUGGCUGGUGUCACGGAGAAGAUCCUGUGUAGGAGGAGUCCAGAGAUACCCAUCAUCCACAAGCUGAGGGUCAGAUGCUAUUUGAGGCCUGAUGAGUGUCUCCCCAUCACCAGAGCUUUGGCCAGCACCAUGGCGACCCAGGAGGUCGAAAACGCCGAGUUUGUGUCCCUCUUAGAGGACCCCUAUAUAGGAUCCAGACCUGACGAGCGCUAUGCGAAGCGAUUCAAUACCUGUCUUGGUGACUGUCCAGCUGCAUUUGCUGGCCUCACACGCCUGUGGCUGUGCAACAUGAGGUUUGGCAAACUGGACAUCCUCAACAUCCUCAGCACCUGCAAGCGGCUGGAGCACCUGCGCCUCUCGUGCUGCGACGCAGGUCUCCAUUCGGUGCUGCUAGUAGAACAUGAUCAACUUGUUGAGCUCAUAGUCGAGCGUGGCCAUUAUGAGACAGUACAUCUCUACCGUCUACCAAAACUCAAACGUAUGACUUGUGCUGGUUGGUGUUUUCCAGUCCCACUGGCUUUUGGCUAUGUCCCGCUGCUUUCAACGCUAAGUCUUGCACAAACGGGUAUUAGUUUAACUACGGAUCUCCACUUAAGUCAGCUCCUUGCUAAUGUCCCCUCGAUAAGCGAGCUGCACUUGGAUUUUAGAAGUGAAAAGAUCUGGGUUGUACCAGAAUGCCCUAAACUGCUUGCGCCUGUGUUUGGCAAACUAGAGUAUGUGAAUUUAGAACAAGCAAGUGCUCUGGAUAAUCUCCGUGAAGGAUGUGAUAUUGCUUGGACCAACUUCAUUCUUGAAGCUGCGCCCCGCCUACGGGAGCUGUGCAUCACGGUCUGGGAUCACUGGUGCGAAAUGAUGACAGACGAGUACGCUCGAAGGCAACUUGGAUACUACGAGAAAGCAAACGUGGAGUGGCAACCAUCUGUACCUGGUCUCAAGCACAAGAAUCUGGUCAAGCUUACCAUCCACGGCUUCCAACCCAAUGAGAACAUGGUGCAAUACGUGAAGAACAUCAUGAAAGUCGCCGUGAACAUGAGGGAGAUAUCGCUGCACGACAGAAAGGCGUGCGAGCACUGCCGGUACUUGUAUCACAGCGUCAAGGUUUACCCUUCUCCAACAAAUUGA
Molecule: messenger RNA, 1560 nt
Organism: Lolium rigidum
Lineage: Eukaryota; Viridiplantae; Streptophyta; Magnoliopsida; Poales; Poaceae
Exons: 6
Coding region: 1-1560 (519 amino acids)
Molecular function (GO): protein binding
Source: RefSeq, a predicted model, not a curated record